AUAGCGGCGGAAGCCACCUCCCUCGGGCCCUCCCACCGUGGCUCGCGCGGCUCCUCCUGGGGCGCUUCGAGGAGGGCAUUCCCGGGCCCGUGAGUGCCGGUGGGGUUAGAGCCGCUCCCUCGGCUCCCACCGCGGCUGGGGCCUGGCUGCGCGGCCGUCCCGAGGCGGCAGGGCGGGCUGGGACCUUCCCGGGUGCGGCUCGAUGCUUGGCUUGGCGUCUGGCUGGCGCCCGCCCUUGCGCUUCGGCCCCUGCGGUGAAGCACCAGAAUGAGAGGCAUGGACAGUAUCAAAAUGGUAAAGAAAGAAUGGGUGUGUAAAUCAGGAACUAGUGAUCAGAUUUUGCAUGGUACAGAACAAAGCUGUGACUACUUGGUAGAUAACCUUUUUGAAGAAGCUCAGAAGAUUGGUGCUAUCUGUAUGCCCCCAACUACAGUCAAGAACCAGUCUGAUGUAAUCGUUAAACUCUGGAAAAACGGGUUUACAGUAAACGAUGGUGAACUUAGGAGCUACAGUGAUGUUGCAAACCAGCAGUUCUUGGACUCCAUUAAAAAAGGGGAACUGCCUUUUGAGCUACGAAGAGUUUUUGAUAAGGAGGAGGUAGAUGUGAAAGUGGAAGAUAAAAAAGAUAAAGUGUAUUUGUCAUCGAAAAAGCCAGUGUUUCAUCCUUUUUCUGGACACGGUUACAGAUUAGGAAGUGCUACUCCGAGAAUAAUCUCUAAAGUAAGAGAUGAUCAUCAGGGAGCUGACAACAAGAGACGCCUGCCUUUAGUACCUCUAAAUGAUUUGGAGCCUAUCACUAAUAUCCAGAUCUGGUUAGCUGAUGGGGAAAGAAUAAUUCAGAAAUUCAAUGUUUCACACAGAAUAAGCCAUGUCAGAGACUUCAUAACAAAAUAUCAAGGGUCGGCGGGAAGUGUUCCCUUCACACUGACUACUUCGCUGCCGUUUCAAGAGCUGCGAGACGAGACACUCACACUAGCAGAAGCGAAGUUGCAAAACGCUGUUGUUGUUCAGAGACUACGGAAAACAACUGAACCUUUCAGACUCUUGGUGAUAAAAGCGCCUGACAAUGACUACAAAACUGCUGCUACACCUAAUGGACAGCUCAAGAAUGAACAAAAAACCGCUCUCAAAAGUACAAGAUCAAAUUAGCUCUUAAAUGGCCAAAAGCCACAUACAGGUGGAACUAGAGAAAACCAAAAAUGCGACCAGCAAUAUCUGGAUGCACUCCCAUCCUCACAUACUUUGCUCUUAGAGAGCAAUAUGUGCGUUGUGCUAUCAUUUGCUGAAAUAGAAGUAUUUGCAAGUAAACUUGGUGGUCAGAGCUGGGCUAUAUAGCGUAGCAGAGGUAUCUGUACAUCAGGUUAUCCUUAGAAUUCCCUUAGGUAGAAAGCUGCGUAGUUCUUUAAUGAGUGUAUUUAGACGGAACAGUUCUCUAAGACUUAAUUACUACUGAUAGCACCUUUUAAGGAGAAGUAGUAUUUAUUUUUGCACUUUGGACUAAAGUGAAACUGAACUAAUUGGUUUCACUUACAUUUUGGUGUAAGCUGCAGCAGUUUGCAUUCUUCUCACCAUAGCUUUAAGACAACAAAUGCUACAGGGAAGCUCACGUUUGAACUCUUAACCAACUUGAAAAUCUUCAGUGUCAGUAUCUUCAGGAUUUAACUUUUAUCUCAAGAUUUGCAGUGUAAUGUUCUAUCAGGUCUUCGCAUGGUGGUAGGUGCAAGUGUGAGAAGAUAGAAAUGAGGUGGUCUGGUGCAUACUGCAUAUGAAGUGCCUCAAAGUAAGCUCUGCAGGAAUUAUUACCAGUGGUUGAAGUGGUUUCUGCCUCUUCUGUGCUGCUACAGGCAUCUUACAGAUAGGGUGAUAUUAAACUACCUAGCUCAUUAGGACAGGGAUUGCGACUUUAGGCCUUGUCACACGAACUUCAGCUUUUCUGGAGAUUACCAUCCCGGAACAGUGGCAUAGAGAGACACGGUUGUUUUUAUACUGUGUAUCUGCCUCUGUCCUGAAGUGGCCAGCUGGCUGAGGCGCUAAUUGCACGUAGCAAAGUUUCAAAAAUGUUGAAAAUCUUUAUUUUAAAAAUGAGGUUUCUUCCUCGCCCCUCCAUUUCCCUUCAGAUAUUUUAUUUUUAUGUUCAUGUACUUGAGACAUAAAAUUUGUAGCCAACUAUUCCAUGUUCUGCUAAAGGAGAAACCAACGUAAAGACUAAAUCUUUGGUACUGUGUUUGUGAGGUUGCCUGUGGGUUUGUGAAUGAAACUAGAGUCUCUAGAUUAAAGACUUAUCCUGGGGCCUUCGGUGACUUCUGAAAAGUUUGUGCUACCUGUGCAAAUGGGUGAUUGUUUGGGUUGUAUUUUGCAAGAUUGAAUUAAAGAUGGAUUUGGGAUUU
Messenger RNA from Cuculus canorus (common cuckoo), 2387 nucleotides. It is a transcript of the gene UBXN2A, whose product is annotated as UBX domain protein 2A. Bases 268 to 1149 code for a protein of 293 amino acids. The record is from RefSeq and is a predicted model, not a curated record. Gene Ontology annotation, biological process: Golgi organization; nuclear membrane reassembly; membrane fusion. Gene Ontology annotation, cellular component: nucleus; cytosol. Lineage: Eukaryota; Metazoa; Chordata; Aves; Cuculiformes; Cuculidae. The transcript is spliced from 7 exons. Gene Ontology annotation, molecular function: ubiquitin binding.